Messenger RNA from Uranotaenia lowii, 1403 nucleotides. Its product is annotated as zinc carboxypeptidase A 1-like. Bases 16 to 1287 code for a protein of 423 amino acids. The transcript has a single exon. Gene Ontology annotation, molecular function: metallocarboxypeptidase activity; zinc ion binding. Gene Ontology annotation, biological process: proteolysis. NCBI's taxonomy places the organism in Eukaryota, Metazoa, Arthropoda, Insecta, Diptera, Culicidae. The record is from RefSeq and is a predicted model, not a curated record.
AACGUUUCAAUCAACAUGAAACUAGUCAGUGUAGUUUGUGUGGCCUUGUUGUUGUUCGCUGGAUCGAUCCAGGGGGAAGAACAGGCACGAUAUGACAACUAUCGAUUGUAUCGGGUGCAGGCCAAAACCUUGGGCCAGUUGAAUUUGUUGAACCAGCUGGAUGGAUCAAGUGACAGUUUGAUCUUCCUGAAAUCGGCAAGGACUGUAGGCGAUAAUUCGCUGGUAAUUGUCGCUCCUCACAAAUUCGCUGAUUUCACCGCCGCCUUGGAACGAGAUGGAAUCAUUGCAGAAGUUGUUCAGAACAACGUUCAAGAAUCGAUCGAUCACGAGAGCAAGCGAAUGGCAAGACGUGCGAAAGGAGACUUCAACUGGACCGAAUACCAUGAGCUGGACGAAAUUCACGCAUGGUUGGACACACUUGCAGCUGAACAUAAGGAAGUUGAAACCAUUGAAGGAGGUCGUUCGUAUGAAAAUCGACUCAUCAAGGGUGUGAAGGUUUCGUACAAAUCAGGCAAUCCAGGAAUUUUCAUUGAAGGAGGAAUUCACGCUCGAGAAUGGAUUUCUCCAGCUACUGUUACCUAUAUUCUGAAUCAGUUGCUAACUAGCCAGGAGCCGGCAGUGAGGAAGAUCGCUGAAAGUUAUGAUUGGUACAUCUUCCCAAAUGCAAAUCCUGAUGGCUACGUGUACACUCACAAAAAAGAUCGAUUUUGGCGAAAGACACGAACUCCAUACGGAGGAGCUUGCUUUGGAGCUGAUCCGAAUCGUAACUGGGACUUUCACUGGGCUGAACAAGGGACCAGCGAUCGUUGCGCAUCGGAAACUUACGGAGGUCCUCAGGCUUUCUCAGAAGUUGAAACCAAGAGCCUUUCUGAGUACAUUACCAGUCUAAAGGGUAAAAUCCAAGCCUAUAUAGGAUUCCAUUCGUUCUCCCAGCUGCUCCUGUUCCCAUACGGACAUACCGGUGAGCACGUCAGCAAUCACGAUGAUUUGAAUGCUAUCGCCAAGGCUACGAUCGACUCGCUGGCCAAGCGUUACGGAACCCGGUACGUGUACGGAAAUGUGUACGAUGCUAUCUAUCCAGCCAGCGGAAGCAGCGUUGAUUGGGCUUACGGAACUUUGGAUGUGAAGAUUGCCUACACCUACGAACUGCGACCGGACGGAUCAUCCGCAUAUGGAUUCGAGCUUCCAGCUAACCAGAUCGUUCCAACCGGAGAGGAGACGCUGGAUUCUUUGGUUACACUCAUCGAGGAAUCUGCUAGCAGGGGCUACUUCAAGGAAUCCCAGUAAGACGUAUUAUGAUGCUAGGUCAUUUGACUAGGGAUGAAUCAUCCCAAAGGAUGAAAAUUCCGUUAAAAAAACAAAAAUCUAGUUUGAGAAAUAUAAUCCUCAUGAUUUGUUGAAUA